AUGUUGGUCUAUUUUUGGGAACCCUGUGAUUUUAAUAAUAAUUUGGUGACCAAUGGACCAAAUAAAAUCAUCAUUCAUCAUGUAGAUGACAAUAGUAAAAGUAGGGGUACCUUUGGAUUCACCAGAGCAAAUAGUAGUAGUGGUGGUAGUAGUAGUGGAAGUGGAAGUAGCAGUAAUAGUAGUAAAAAUAAUGUAUUGGCGGAUACACAAAAUACAGCUACAGCCACAGCAGCAUCUUCAGCACAAGAGGAUUCAUUGGAUGGUAGCUCAUCCAAUAAUACUCCAAAAUUAAAUAGAUCAAAAUCUUCACCACAUAUGGAUGUUGCACAAGGUGGUGGACAAUCACAUUCACCAUCAACAACCCCACCACCACCUUCUUCUUCGACAGUUAUUCAACCAGUAAACACAACUACCAUAUCAUCAUCUUCACAAAAUAAUAAUAAUAAUAAUAAUAAUAAUAAUAAUAAUAAUAAUAAUAAUAAUAAUAAUAAUAAUAAUAAUAAUAAUAAUAAUAAUAAUAAUAAUAAUAAUAAUAAUAAUAAUAAUAAUAACAAUAAUAACAACAAUAAUAAUAAUAAUAAUAAUAAUGGCUACAAUCAUCAUCAUCAUUAUCAUCAAAAAACAUUUUCCCCGUCAUUUACAUCCGAAAAAAGUCAUAUAGCUUUGCCAACAACAUUUGAUACCAAAAAUUUUACAACUCCACGUUCAUAUAAUUUACCUCCUCUUACAUAUUCAAACAAUACAAACAUUAACAACAAUAGCAAUAACAACAUUAACAAUAAUAAUAGUAAUAGCAUUAAUUACAUAAGUAGCAGUACAAAUAGUAUGCAAAAUACUAUAAAAUACAAUAAUAACAGCACUAACAAAAUUUAUAAACCCCAAUUGGUUAGUUAUAAAUCUCAACCAAAUUUAAAUAGUUCUGAACCUCAAGGCUCAGUAAAUUUUUCAAAACCAUUUAAUAGUGGUAAUAGCAACUAUUACCAAAAUAGUGGUCAUUAUCGUAAUUAUAAUAGUAACAACAACAACAAUAAUAAUAUAUAUAGCAAUAAUAGUAAUAAUUUAAAUAGUAGUACUAGUAAUAUUUAUAAUAAUAAUAAUAGCAAUAAUGGUGGUGGAUUUACAUUUCAUCACAUUGUAAAUAAUCAUCAUCAAACAUAUGAAAACGAUCCAUUAUCGUCUUCCUCAUCUUCAUCAAUUUUAUCAUCAUCAUCUUCAUCUUCGUUAUCUUGUUCAUCUUCAUCAAAUUAUUUUACAAAUUAUAAUCAACAAUCUGAAUCUUUUAAUCAAUUUUCAAGUAUUGCUGAAUCAUCAAAUAAUAAUGAAGAACCAUUCGAAGGUGAUGGCCAAUUUCCACCAUUACCAAACAAAUCAAAUAAAUUUGGUAGAUCAACAUCUCCAACACUUUGUAUAAAUACAAAUAAUAAUAAUAAUAAUAAUAAUAAUCAUAAUAAUUUCUCAUCAUCAACUCAAUCAUUAUCACCUAUCCCUAUUAUAGUAUCUUCAUCACCAUCUUCAACUUUACAACAACCAACUCUACAACCAAUUCAAACAUUAAAUCAACCAAUUCAACAACCAACUCUACAACAACAACAACAACAACAACCACUCCAACAACUCCAAAUCCAAACCCAACAACUCCAAACCCAACAACCAUAUUCACCAACAUCAUCAACAAUACCAUUAACAUCAUCAUUACCAACUACACCAACUAAUUUACCAGUUUUACCACCAAGUAUACCGACAUUGGCAGCAUUAAUUUCACCACCAAUAAAUCCACAAGCAUCACCAUCAACCAAUUCAACCAAUGAUGAUACAUCAUUGAAAGAGAAAGCAAAAGGAUUAGUACCAGUUAAAAGAGGUAAGGAUUCAACAGCAUCUUCAAUACUACCAUCAUCAUCAUCAUCAUCAUCAUCAUCAUCAUCAUCAUCAUCAUUGUCAUCAUCUUCUUCGACAUCCUCAUCAACAUCACCAAGUGGUGGUUUAAUAACAGGAGGAUUUUUGAAUCAAAUCAAUUCGAUCAAAAAUAAAAACAAUGGUAAUUUGGCACAACAACAAGCUCAACAACAGCAAUCACAAGCACAACAACAGGCUCAACAACAAGCCCAACAACAAAAAACAUUAAAAGGUUCAACAUCGAUCUCAAAUCGUGCAGACUUGAAAGCACAAUUUAGAAAAACAUUCUCUGAGCCCGCAUUACCUGGAAUUACAGUUCCUCACAAUAAAGAGGAGAUCGUAUUACCCUCUAGAAAAGGUUUCACUGACCCAUCGAGAAAAGUAAAAGUUCCAAAUCCUGAUAAACUCUUGGGAAAAGAAAAAAAGAUCUCUUUCUUUGAAUCUCUAAAAAAUGAAGACAAUAAGAAAUUAUUAUCUUCAGAUUGUAAUAAUAGUAAUAUCGAUUUAGAUAAAACCUCAACAACAACAACAACAUCAACAACAAUAACAAAUACUGUCACAAUAAUAACUGAAAAAGAUACCAUAUCAUUAGAACAACAACAACAACAACAACAACAACAACAACAACAACAACAACAACAACAACAACAACAACAACAACAACAACAACAACAACAACAACAACAACAACAACAACAACAAGAACAAGAACAAGAACAGCAACAACAAAAAUCUUUGGAAAACUGUACAUUACCACCAUCACCAUCUAAAGAGACAAUAUCAAUCAUCACCACCACCACAACAACAGCAGUAAUAUUACAAGAAGCAAAACAACAACAACAAACUACAUCAUCUUUAACCUCUAUCGAUAAAACAAUUAUUAGUGACGAAGAUCACAAUAGUUCAGAAGGUACUGAGGAAGGAGAUGAUGUAUACGAAGAAAGAUUUCUACGAGGAUUGGGAUGGGUCCCAGCCGAUGAAGACCCUGUUUCUGAUUCAGAAAUUGAAGAAAUUAGUCUUCAAAUGAAAACAAUGCAAAAUAAUUUUAAAAGUGGUAAUAGUCAAAUAUCACAACACAUGUAA
This is a messenger RNA of Dictyostelium discoideum AX4, 2976 nucleotides long. RefSeq lists its product as hypothetical. The coding region runs from base 1 to 2976 and encodes 991 amino acids. The transcript is spliced from 4 exons. Gene Ontology annotation, biological process: regulation of transcription by RNA polymerase II. The record is from RefSeq and is a predicted model, not a curated record. NCBI's taxonomy places the organism in Eukaryota, Evosea, Eumycetozoa, Dictyosteliales, Dictyosteliaceae.